AUGUCUGCCCCGGCUUCUUCACAAGGCCAUGCCAUUUCCCGAGCCUCCGAGCGAUCGUCUACCGCGAGGGGGCGAAAUGUACAUGAGUCUGCUAUGCCUUCAAUACAGGAUCUCAAGUAUUUUGAUCCUUGUGGAGCAACAGCAUCCAUGUUUCUUUAUGUCCAGGGCUCUUCCGUCGUCUGCUGCCACCACGAUUCACUCACCAUCGAGCGCCGCUUUACUGGCCACCAGCAUGAAGUUUUGCUGCUUGCCAUCGACAACCAUAGUCAAUAUGGCGGAGGUCGCGUAGCUGCCAGCUAUGACAGCAGCAGAAGGAUGAUUGUCUGGGACCUGAUGACGGGUGAACAGCUUAAGACCUUCACCGCCGUCGCAGAUUGUCACAUUACCGCCAUCGCCUGGAUGCGCAAUGGUAACUUGGCAUUUGCAAUCACGGCUCUGGCUCCAUCCCAAGACUGCCUGACCUUUGCUAUUGGAUUCCAAACCGGAACUCUGCUCAUUGCUCGCCUCCAGCCUCGACUCGCCAUUAUGCAUAACUUGACAACGUCUAGAGCCCCAUCGUCUAUUAUUAAUCUUUCCUGGCAUGCCUCUUCGUCUCGACAAAAGUCGGAGAUGCUUGCCGUGCAGAAACAUGAUGGCGAUUUGCGAGUUUGGAGUGUCACGAAAUCGUACAACAUUGAAGACCCCGCCAAAGUCGUCCGAAUUCUGCGCAAGGCAGAAGCCAUUGAAAAAGGUUCCAAUUGGAUGGGUUGGUCCAAGAACGGCCGUGUCAUCCAGUUCUCCGAUAGUGAAACCCUCUCGUGGGAUGUCCGCACAAAGCACGUUACAUUUGACUCGAUUCCCACUCUUGAGCAUGUCCGCGGUAUGGCGCUCUAUGGGCCCGGCGCAAGCCUCUUCACGGUUGGCCCCAACGGCACCGUGCAACAAUUCGAUCUCAACUCGCCAGCGAUCAUGGUCGCCAAUGUCCAACACCCUACAAGCCAUCUUCCGCCGUCGCCUCCCAACUCGAUUGAGGAGAUUGCCAACCAAUCCGUUCAUUCCGCGACCACAAUCCACACAUCCGAGUCAGAGAGCUCCUUGAGUUCCAUCCCUCUAGAAAUGAACGUUUCAGAAAGUGACGAAGACCACCUGUCACCGUUUGCGCGCAUUGCUCGUGGCCAGGCACAUCCAGACUCGGGCAACGAGACGUACGAAUCGGCGAGCCCAGCAUCCAGCAGAAGUGGCCUGUCUUCCUCCCACCAGUCACAGUCUUCUGCCGUCUCUGCUGGAUCACAAACGCCAGGUCGCCAUCCCGCAUCCAUUCGGUCGCAGAAUACCUACAUCUCGGCUGGAACCUCAUUGAAGUCAUCUACCAUUGGUCGGCAACAGGAAAUCGAUACGUACUCAAUGGGGUACUCUCUGGGAAGCACUAGCAUGGCAUCUUCGCGUUCGCGACAGCGCCCAUCUAGGCUGCGCCACGAAGUGCCUAGAAGCCCCGAUGAAAGCAAGGUCUAUGACUUGUUCAAAUAUACGAGAACACGACUAAGCGACAUUCCAUACAAGCACCCAAUGAAUGCUGACAACUCGCGCCUGACCAACGACGAUCUUCGAAGACAGAUGCUAAGCACCAUCUUUGGUUGGCAUGCUGAUGUCGAAGACCUCAUCCGCGAUGAGUUAGGUCGACACCCGAACGGUUCUUCCAGCCGCAUUCUUCUUUCCAAGUGGCUUGGCGAUAUGGAAACAGAUAUGAUGGCUGAUAGCGCCAAAGACAUGACUUCUUCUGAUUGGAUGUUAUUUGCUCUUAGCGGCAUGGGAAGCGCUGCUGGACAACAAAAGAUUGGGCGAGUCUAUGUGCAGCGGCUCCUAGAAAGCGGCGAGAUUCACGUCGCAGUCACCAUCAUGCUCGGCAUGGGCGACCACAACGAUGCCAUUGAGAUUUAUAUUUCCCACAAGCGGUAUAUGGAGGCACUUAUCCUGACCUGUCUAACAUUUCCUGCCGUUUGGGAGCGUCAAGCAGCCAUUAUUAGGAAGUGGGGUGAAUGGGCAGUUCAACAUCACCAGCAACAGCUGGCAAUUCGAUGCUUUGCUUGUACGGACCAAGAGUCUACCGAGCCAUGGAGAUCACCCUCUGCCGUUCAGCUCAACUUCCAGAGCAUGACAACCAGCAUUCCCGAAGUCCUCAGCCCUCCCCUGUCGCCCCCAGGCAUCCAACGCGGCCCACAGCGAAGCGUCGCCAAGUCAUCUGCUUUGAAGCUCAUCACUUCCUUUGGCGAUGUGAACCAAAAGGCCAAGUUUUAUGCCAACAUGGAUGAUGGCCAAACCCCAAUUGCUGCGGGUGUGACGCCAAUUGCAGACUCUGCCAUUUCCCCAGGUGGAUCGUACGAUGCCGCAACGGCGUUUUUACGCCCAUCUAGCAACAGCCGUUUCAACACACCUACCUCUGCACGUCCCACAGGCUCUUUAGCGAGCCGUGGCCGCCUCCCAUCUAUUGGUGAAGCUCCCAAUGACAUGAGCCGUGACACACUGACAAGUGAAGUCAGUAGACAUGGACGCAACGGCCACUCCCGUUUGGCGUCUGCUGACUAUGAUAAUAUUGCUGCUGGAAACUCUCUUACACGCGCUUCCACUGCCAGCCCCAUGAUGAUGCGCGACCGGUUCACGCGCGUUGUUGGAGACUUUCAACCUGGUGAGCGCCCGCCUUCUCCCGAUCAAAUUGUCAUGGCACGCAUGCAAGAGAGUAAAAGCAAUGUGCGAAAUGGUUCGAGAAGUCGGAUUCCAAACGGUAAGCUUCUUGAGCUACAGCCCAUGAACCAGACUCCUAUCAACGGCCCGACAUCUCCGGAGCAGUCUGUCACAUCCUCAACUCGUUUCCACUGGCCGACAAGGCGCCGCGGUCCGGGUUCUGUUGCCAGCUCCAUCACUUCGAACUCUAGCGCAGGUCGAAGCUAUAGACAUGGAAGACAGAGGGAUGAAUACAUACACAGCCUCGAGGCUGCUAAGCACUACUCUGGCCGAAACCGAAGCAGAGGCCACAGCAACGAACGACCACGCGAGAGCUCCAGGACUCGCCAGGGCAGCAGAGAGCGACAAGACAGGUCCCGAGAGGCGCCGGAGAAUCGUGGGCGUACCGAAGAUCGGAGCUGGGCUAAACCGAAGCGAUCACCCACCUCUCCGAUCCCUAUGUCGCCUGAGGAUUUGGCCAACUUGACCACUCCAAAGUACUUUGAUGUGGCAGAGUCCACGGCGUCUAGAAGAUCCGCCAAGACGAGAAAUAAGACUUCGAGCCGCACGUCAAGCCGUGGCAGCAAAGGACGAAGCCCAGAGAGAAAGCGGCCGUCCUCGGCACUGGACAUGCGUGGGCGAAGCCAAGGCAGAGAAACUGUCAGGGCCCGAUCACCGACCUCUCCCGUCCCGUUGUCGGCAAGCGUUUUGCACCUGCAAGGCUCUGAAGACGAAGAAGAUUUGAAGCGCGCUAUGGAGGAGCAAGAGGCUUUCAGAGCGAAGCAUAGUCGCAGUGUCAGCCAAGGACUAAGCUCGCCGGCCACAUCUAGGAGAGAGACUUCACAGAAAAGGACUGAGGAAUUGAGUAUUUCUGACUUGCCGGGCAGUGUGCUGCCACUGAAUUCACUGCCAAGAGCUGUGCCAGCUGAACAUGCUGGAGAUUUGCGUCAAUUCAAGGACGAGCGGCUGAAACGGAAAGAACAGGCGGCUCGCGAACUUGAAGAGCGCCGAAAGUCGCUGGCCAAGCGGGCACACACACCUGGAAUCCUGUAUCCUGAUGAAUACGCACCCGCUACUAUACAGGAGCGCAUCACAGUCGAAACCUCGGAACCGAGAUCGUUGUCCAAGGACCUCCCUCCCAGAAGCGCCACAGAGCCCCCCAAGAAUAUGUAUGCUCGCGGCGCGAGCCCCAUGAUUGGACUUCCAGCAACACCGAAAGCCAUGCGACUUGUUUUGUCCAGCGGCAUGCCCAACGGCAACGCCCCGCCUGUUCCAUCCUUGCCGACCAGAGAGCCACAGGAAGAGCGACCGGCGGCCCAGGACCAGGCGCCAAGCUUACUGACGCUGCUGCCGUCGACUGUGUAUCAGCCGCCAGCGCGGCCAAUGAUUCCAAGAAGUAUGUCGGCGCCAAUCCCCGACGACCCGCCGCACUUUCGCAGAAAAAUGAGCACAGGCGGUAUUCCCAACAUUGAUGCCGUUGUGGAAAGGGCUGAUCGCCGUCGCUCCAACGAGGAGCCCCUUCCGCCACCACCGCCACCUCCGCCUGCUCCCAUGCUGCCGCCCAUGCUAAAGGAGCUUCAACACUUGGCGAAGCCGCCGCCGCCGCCUCCUGCGCCGCUACCGCACACGAGGCCGACGUACGGACCUGGCGGGGCAGUAGGCUCUGGUAUGAUUGAGAUUGUGAUGGAUGACGAGGAGCAGCCGCCGGUGGCUGCACCGAAUGACAACAUGGUGCCUGUUCUGUCACCACCAGUACCGCCGCCGUCCCGGGGCCACAACCGCGGACGCAGCGUCGGUGGCGAGGGGAGUAUUUCGGGGCGCAGCACACGGAAUUCGGAGCGCCGUAGCCGCAGCCGCAAGAAUACCUAUCCCCCACCGUCGUCGAUGGAAAUGCUGAGCGGCGCGGCCUAUCACUCGGCCAAGUCGCCCAUUCUGGCACCGCCUCCCGUCAUGUUUGACCAGGAUAUGAUUCGCUCGCCGAUUGACAAGAAGGGCAAGCAUAUGUCGACUGGUCUACACCGUAGCGAGAUGAUUUAG
Molecule: messenger RNA, 4734 nt
Organism: Cordyceps militaris CM01
Lineage: Eukaryota; Fungi; Ascomycota; Sordariomycetes; Hypocreales; Cordycipitaceae
Product: WD domain, G-beta repeat protein
Exons: 4
Coding region: 1-4734 (1577 amino acids)
Biological process (GO): positive regulation of transcription by RNA polymerase II
Cellular component (GO): nucleus
Molecular function (GO): transcription factor binding
Source: RefSeq, a predicted model, not a curated record